This is a messenger RNA of Sphenostylis stenocarpa, 1599 nucleotides long. The record is from the annotation of a GenBank genome assembly. Lineage: Eukaryota; Viridiplantae; Streptophyta; Magnoliopsida; Fabales; Fabaceae.
AUGACUCUAGAAGAAAUGGUUCUUCAAGUUCAUCCAUCAUCAUCACUUUUAAGGCAAUCGCCAAACGAACCAAACACCAGUUACUUGGCCAUUUUGUUCUUCUUGAUCAUAAGCCUCGUUUUUGUGCUUAACCAAAGAAGAAGAAGCAAGUCCAAUUUGCCACCUUCCCCACCAAAACUACCCAUAAUUGGAAAUCUUCAUCAGCUAGGCACUCUCCCACACCGCUCUUUCCAAGCACUCUCUCGCAAGUAUGGUCCUCUCAUGUUUCUGCAAUUAGGCCAAACUCCAACUCUUGUGGUUUCAUCAGUUGAUGUGGCCAAAGAAAUAUACAAAACCCACGAUGUUGCUUUCUCCAAUAAGCCUCAGACCACAGCCGUGAAAAUCAUCAUGUAUGGCUGCAUGGACGUGGCUUUUGCACCCUACGGAGAAGAGUGGAGACAGAAAAGGAAGAUAUGUGUUCUUGAGCUUCUUAGCAUAAAAAGGGUGCAAUCCUUUCAGUCAAUUCGAGAAGAAGAAGUUACAGCGAUGCUUGGUGCCAUACGUGCAGCAUGCAGCGCAAGUAAAAGGCCUUCUUGCGUGAAUCUGAGUGAGAUGCUGAUUGAAACCUCGAACAACAUAAUGUCUAGAUGUAUUCUUGGACAAAAGUAUGAUACCCCAGAUGGUAGUAUCAGCUUUGGAGAGCUAGGAAGGAAGAUGAUGAAACACUUGGCCACUUUCACUGUGGGAGAUUACUUUCCUUCGUUAGGUUGGAUUGACGUUCUUACUGGCUACAUACCAGAAUUCAAGGCCACUUUCCAUGCAUUAGAUGCUUUCUUUGAUCAGUUAAUUGACGAACGCAGGAGAAUAAUGAAGAGGGACAGUUACCAAUCUCAGAACAAAGACUUCGUGGACACACUCCUUCAAAUUCAAGAUGGUGAAGGAAAGCAUAAUUUUCAGCUCACACAUGAUGACGUCAAGGCAAUCCUAAUGGACAUAUUUGCUGGAGGAAGUGAUACUACUUCAACACUUCUGGAAUGGAUAUUUGCGGCGCUCUUGAAUAAUCCUGAUACCAUGAAGAGAGCCCAAGAAGAAGUAAGAAGAGUUGUUGGGAAUAAAUUAAAAGUGGAUGAAAAUGAUUUAAAUCAAAUGAAUUAUCUGAAAUGUGUAGUGAAAGAAACUCUGAGGUUAUAUCCACCUGCUCCUCUAUUGAUACCCAGAGAAACUUUAUCUGAUGUGAAAGUCAAAGGUUUUGAUAUUCCAUCCAAAACAAGAGUGUUUGUGAAUGCAUGGGCGAUUCAGAGGGACCCUGAAAUUUGGAACAGGCCUGAAGAGUUCCUUCCGGAGAGAUUUGAAAAUCAGACAGUAGUGGACUUUAGAGGAAAUGAUUUUCAGUUGAUUCCCUUCGGUUCUGGGAGAAGGGGGUGCAUUGGAAUUUCAUUUGCACUUGCUUCCACUGAGCUUAUGCUUGCUAAUCUCCUCUACUGGUUUGAUUGGAAGAUUCCUGAGAAUGGUGCACCAAUGCAAGAUGUAGAUAUGAGUGAGAUUUGGGGACUCACUGUCAUCAAGAAAGUACCACUUCAUCUUCAACCUCAAUUACACUCGUUUGGACAUAAACCUUGA